GUGAAGGUUCAAAAAACGUUAGCAAAAAACGAAUUCUGGGUUUGCAUCCUCUCCAAAUCAUGUGAUUCAGGUGCUCCAAUCCCCUCUCCAAAUCAUGUGAUUCAGGUGUUCCAAUCCCCUCCAUAUCAUGUGAGUCAGGUGUUCCAAUCCCCUCCCAAUCAUGUGAUUGAGGUGUUCCAAUCCCCUCCCAAUCAUGUGAUUCAGUGUCCAAUUCCAUGUGAGUCAGGUGUUCCAAUCCCCUCCCAAUCAUGUGAGUCAGGUGUUCCAAUCCCCUCCCAAUCAUGUGAUUCAGGUGUUCCAAUCCCCUCCCAAUCAUGUGAGUCAGGUGUUCCAAUCCCCUCCAUAUCAUGUGAUUCAGGUGUUCCAAUCCCCUCCAUAUCAUGUGAUUCAGGUGUUCCAAUCCCCUCCAUAUCAUGUGAUUCAGGUGUUCCAAUCCCCUCCAUAUCAUGUGAUUCAGGUGUUCCAAUCCCCUCC
Molecule: messenger RNA, 474 nt
Organism: Staurois parvus
Lineage: Eukaryota; Metazoa; Chordata; Amphibia; Anura; Ranidae
Source: the annotation of a GenBank genome assembly